CAAAAAAAAAUCGUAAUAAUCUCGCGAACCAGUGACUACAAAGACUUUCUCUUUCUCUCUCCAUUUUGGCUUGCUCUUCUUUUGCAAUUAAUGAAUCACCCACUUUCCUGCGCUUACUCCUAGCAAUUAUUAUCACCUCUCUUCCGUCUCUCUCUCUCUCUCUCUCUCUCUCUCAAGUCUGGUGCUCUGCUUCUGCUACUUCCAAAGAAAGUGAAAUUUUGCAAACAACAAAGCUGGUUUUGUCAUCGAUCUACGGAACCCUUAAUGGAUUAUAUUUGACCUGAGUUUUAAAGAUUCCCAGUUUUGUAAAUUGAGGUGUAAAGUAGCCUGUGAUCUGAUGUGUGGGAAUCCUUGGUGUGAUAGUAUUUGGCUUGGUUGACCAUUCCAGCAACUUCAUAUAAUUUCACGUGAGAUCUGUUCUGGCUCAAGGAGGAACCUUGUCCUUUAAACUUCAUCAAAUGUCUUCUUACUGGAGCUGAGGAAAUGGGGUGUUGUGUCUCCACUAGUAGUCGGAGUACCUGCAGUACCAGGAGCCGUGGGGAGGCAGUUUCUCCUACGUGUUUUGAAAUUGGAUAUUGUGGGCAGAAGAGAACCAAGAGAACAUUCUCAGAUCGUGUUGUUGGAUUGCAGCAUUUACCCUCGUUACCCAAUCGGAUUUUCACAAAUGGAAAGAGCAGAAGUUCUUGCAUAUUCACUCAGCAGGGUCGCAAGGGAAUAAAUCAGGAUGCCAUGAUUGUAUGGGAAGAUUUCAUGUCAGAAGAUGUGACUUUUUGUGGUGUUUUUGAUGGCCAUGGUCCACAUGGUCACCUCGUUGCUCGCAAAGUGAGAGAUGUCCUGCCCCUUAAGUUGCUCUCCUCUAUGCAUUCUUAUCAGUCAAGGCAAAAUGGGUCAGGCCGUAAAUGUUUCAAGGGGAAUUCGAAGAAAUCAGAUGGUGGAGAUUCUGAGAGGGAUGGCUCUGCUGACGAGGACCGAUUAAAUUCUUUAUGGAGGGAAUCAUUCAUGAAGUCAUACAAGGCCAUGGAUAAAGAGUUGAGGUCCCAUCCUAAUUUGGACUGCUUCUGUAGUGGUAGCACUGCUGUCACUAUAGUGAAACAGGGUUCCAAUCUUUUCAUGGGAUAUAUUGGGGAUUCUCGAGCAAUUAUGGGAUCUAAAGACAGCAAUGAUUCAAUGGUGGCAAUCCAAUUGACAGUUGAUCUGAAGCCUGAUUUACCUAGGGAAGCUGAAAGGAUUAAAAGGUGCAAAGGUAGGGUCUUUGCAUUGCAAGAUGAACCUGAAGUUCCUAGAGUAUGGUUGCCAUUUGAUGAUGCACCUGGGCUAGCAAUGGCUCGAGCUUUUGGGGAUUUUUGUUUGAAGGAAUAUGGUGUUAUCUCUAUACCUGAAUUUUCCCACCGUUUCCUUACGGAGAGAGAUCAAUUUAUUGUCCUUGCGUCAGAUGGGGUUUGGGAUGUAUUGAGCAAUGAAGAGGUGGUUGAGAUUGUAUCCUCAGCGCCUACCCGGUCAUCAGCUGCCAGGAUUUUGGUCGACUCAGCUGCACAUGAAUGGAAAUUAAAGUACCCUACAUCAAAGAUGGAUGAUUGUGCUGUUGUUUGCUUAUUUUUAGAUGGGAAAAUGGACUCAGAAUCAGAUUACGAGGAACAGGGCUUUUCUUCUGCAACCCUUCAGAGUAAUCAUUCUGGUAAUGCAGUUGAAUCUGACGAUGGCCAGAAGUCGGAGCCAUCUUUGCAGAGGAAUUUUACCGUUAGAUCAUCAGAAGAAAGUGAUAGUUACGGAAGACAACCACCAGGAUUUGAAGGAAAUGUCGAUACAGUUGCAGGUGAAGAUCAAAACUGGUCAGGCUUGGAAGGUGUCACACGAGUGAACUCACUUGUCCAACUUCCAAGGUUUUCCGAGGAAAGGCCAAACCCAUAAAUUUCGUAUUGCCUGGUACGAAACUGGACUGGUUUUGUUGUAAUAUUUUGGCUUUCUAGCCUACAUUAGAUCCAAGGAAAGUCCUUGUGAAUUGGUGAUAUUGUGCAAGUGAAUCCAUUGCCACAGCAAUUUGUUCUGUUUGUAUUGCACCGAAGAUUUUAGGAAAAAUGAAAAGCCCUGUCGAAGUUGUUGCACUUGAUCGGUACAGUUCUGCAAAAUAUGAUUCCACUCCCUUUAAAUUAUCCAAAUUCUGGAGGCGAUCAAUCAGUUUGUAUUACCCAUGGUUAAAGCCAGAUAGAAAACUGAACUGCAUGCGGUCUGAAUGUGGAUUUCUGCUCCUAGCGCCUUCUAGCCCUGCCUUCUCUAAUCUCAGCCAAAAAUAUGAAAUGGAUAAAGAAAGAAUGAUUAAUUCAUAUUUUGAAAAUUUCUUCAAAGCCACACCGUGCAAUGAUGAGUUGAACUAGUUGACUAAUUUGGAUGAUCAACUACUGACAUUUCUUGGGCAUUGGGACGUUGAAGAUAUUUCAACCCAAAAGGUACUCAGACGGAGAGCAUAUUCAGAUGUAGAUGAGAUGAACUUUAGGCUACUGUUUUUUUUCAACGAGGUGCAUCACGAUUCACGUGGUUGUCCUACAUACAGGCGCUGACCAAUUAUAGCUGUAGACCCUGAUUUAAACCCUCUGCCACUAAAUUUAUUGCAUUUAUUUCACUGACUCAAAUAGGGGAGGUUCUGCAAUUUCCAUCAGUAUCUUGAAGCAUACUGAAUCAUAAGAAGAAAAGCACAAUUCAUGAUGGGUUUAAUUAAUGUUUUAGAAAAUUCGAACUGUCCAAUCU
Durio zibethinus is the source of this 2742-nucleotide messenger RNA. Its product is annotated as putative protein phosphatase 2C 52. The record is from RefSeq and is a predicted model, not a curated record. NCBI's taxonomy places the organism in Eukaryota, Viridiplantae, Streptophyta, Magnoliopsida, Malvales, Malvaceae. Gene Ontology annotation, biological process: protein dephosphorylation. Gene Ontology annotation, molecular function: protein serine/threonine phosphatase activity.